Cyprinodon variegatus (sheepshead minnow) is the source of this 2047-nucleotide messenger RNA. It is a transcript of the gene rims3, whose product is annotated as regulating synaptic membrane exocytosis protein 3-like. Gene Ontology annotation, molecular function: transmembrane transporter binding; small GTPase binding. The transcript is spliced from 7 exons. Lineage: Eukaryota; Metazoa; Chordata; Actinopteri; Cyprinodontiformes; Cyprinodontidae. Gene Ontology annotation, biological process: positive regulation of synaptic transmission; regulation of synaptic plasticity; calcium ion-regulated exocytosis of neurotransmitter. Gene Ontology annotation, cellular component: cytoskeleton of presynaptic active zone; presynaptic membrane. The record is from RefSeq and is a predicted model, not a curated record. Bases 269 to 1243 code for a protein of 324 amino acids.
CCUCUCCGAUCAGAUCAGCAGUGCGUCCUUCUCCGCCUCGGAUUUCGUGUGACCAGCAGCCCUGAUUGGAGACCAGCCGUCCAGCACACCAGCAGAGCCAACAUUAAACCCAAACAAUGACAUUCUUACAGCAGCGACAGAGGCUUACAUUCAUUUGACAACUUCCUUACCCCACACCUUGCCUCCGCCGCUCCUUGCUGUUAAGUGCCCAGUUCCAGCUCUCUGGCACCUUUCUCCCAGCCCGUCGAUCCUAAGGUUCAACGGGACCAUGAUGCUUAGCAGCUCUGUAGAGGUGCCCAGCCCGGGCGGGAUAAGUGGCCUCAGCGGGUUGAGCGCGGCGGCACGGAACGUGGUGCGCUCCUCAAGCAUCUCGGGGACCAUGUACAACCUGGAAAAGAGUCCCAGCAAUGGAGCUCCGGAUACGGCGUCAUUGGCUGGGAAUAAGAAGCGGCGCUCCAGUCUGGGUGCCAAGAUGGUGGCCAUUGUGGGGUUGUCACAGUGGAGCAGAAGUACACAGCAACUUAACCAGCAAGAUGGUGGAAUGAAGAAGCUCCGCAGCACCAUCCGGAGGAGCACAGAGACUGGAAUCGCUGUUGAGAUGAGGAAUAGGGUGACGCGGCAGGGCAGCAAGGACUCCACCGAUGGCAGCACCAACUCAAACAGCUCAGAAGGAACGUUUGUCUUCCCCACCACUCGCCUGGGGCCUGAGAGUCAGUUCAGCGACUUUCUGGACGGUCUUGGCCCUGCCCAGAUCGUAGGCCGACAAACACUAGCUACACCCCCUAUGGGGGAUGUUCAUGUAGGUAUGGUAGACAGAGGAGGGCAGCUGGAGGUGGAGGUGAACCAGGCCAGAGGGUUGACUCCAAAACCAGGCUCCAAGAACAUACCAGCAACCUAUGUGAAGGUAUACGUUCUGGAGAACGGGAUGUGCCUGGCCAAGAAAAAAACCAAAGUAGUAAAGAAGACUCUGGAUCCCACAUACCAGCAGGCUUUGUUGUUUGACGAAAGUCCUCAGGGCAAAGUCCUACAGGUCAUAGUGUGGGGGGAUUACGGGCGUAUGGACCACAAGUGCUUCAUGGGAAUGGCCCAGAUCCUCCUGGAGGACCUGGACCUCUCUGCCACCGUCAGUGGCUGGUACAAGCUGUUCCCUACCUCCUCUCUGGCAGACCCCAGCAUCGGACCCCUCACCAGACGCCUCUCUCAGUCCUCCCUGGAGAGUGCCACCAGCCCCACAUGCACCUAGACACCCAGCAGACGUCCGACACGCACACAGAGCGCAGACACAGACACGCAUACUGUACAUACACGACGACUGUAUUAGCGUGACGCAGUUAGGCAUACACCGUUCAGCGGCACGUCCCAGGUCCCAUAAACGUCACUCGCCCACACACUCUUCCAUAUCCAUUACUACUCACCAACUAAAUCGACGUAGACACAAGCAACCUGAACAUGUAGCGUUCUUCAUUUCACAGCAGAGGGCGCCAUACCUUCCUGCGUUCCAAGUCGUCAGACCUGCGCGUCUCAUUCCAGGGCCAUCCCGAUCGAUGCCAGUUUCUAAACUCUCUAUGCCAAACUAAGAAAAAGAACUUUAUUUUUUAAAACCAAAGCAAUUGUUAUUGUUGUUCUUAUUAUUCCUAUAAGUAGUAGUCAAAACUAGUAUACAAUAUAAAGUAUGGAUAUGUAGCAGAGUCAAUGACUUGUUGAUGUAAUGCAAAAAAAAAGAAAAAAAAAGAUGUAUUCUACACACACACACACAUAAAACUAGAGCGGGAUGUCAAACACAUAAACCUGGCUCGGAUGUUCACAUAAUGGCUGUUAUGUGAGGUAGCAACACUGCUAUAUUCUAUGAUUUUCACAGGGCAGAGUUUAUACAUGAAUAUAUAAAUAUAUAUGAAUAGAUAGCUUCUAUAUGUAUUGGCUGCAUUCUGCAUGCUUUGCUUGCGAGACAUUAUUGAGAGUGCUUUAAAGUCUUUUUAUUUAGCUUGCCUUGACUGAUAACGGGAGUACAGUGCUGCCGCUUUGUUUUGCCGAUACGUCCCGACGAAAA